UGUUCUUGCUGAUGCACAACUGUGCUGUCACUGGCCAAGUUCUCAUUAGGAAGACCAUAAAUGAUACAGCAGCAGGGGCGGACUGACAACUCAUGGGGCCCCCGGGCAAUAGGGGAUCAUGGGGCCCCUGUGUCCUUGCCCAAACUCAAAAAAGCCUAUGAAAAAGGUACCAGGGGCAUCUCAUGGGGCCCCCUACUGACCCCGGGCCCUCGGGCAGUGCCGAGUUUCCAAAUGGUCAGUCCGCCCCUG
Staurois parvus is the source of this 249-nucleotide messenger RNA. The record is from the annotation of a GenBank genome assembly. NCBI's taxonomy places the organism in Eukaryota, Metazoa, Chordata, Amphibia, Anura, Ranidae.